AGUAAGAGUUGUAAUGAGAGGAGCAGGUACGCCCUAGAAAACAAGUGUAAACGAUAGUGGACUCUUUCCCUGCCAGCCCGCUCAAGUAAAUACACAACCACCUCGUGCGGACGAUGAAACAUGGCAGCUGGAAAAGCAAUGUCCUUCCAACGUGUUGGGAGUCUAAUGCGGAGUAGAUCUGAGGGGACGCUGAUCGAUCUGAAUGACAAUGCCUCAGUUAAUAACAACCUGAAUGGUGGGUAUGUGACACAAGUAAAAAAUAAUUCAGAGUGGCCACUUUUACAGCCAGAAGCUGCACUUCUGCAGACGAAAAACCCCUUUUGGAACAAGCUGUCAGGAUCAAAUCCUUUCUUGGAUGACAUAGUGCAUAACAGUACGGACAAACAAAAUGCCAACACAUCAAAUGCAAAACAAAGCACUGAAAAACAAGUGGACACAAAUAAUGACGAUGUCAUAAGCACGUCUUCAGAUGAAGGGAACGUGGGAAACUUUCUGGAGAAUAAACACAAAGUGAGCAACAGAUCCGGGAGAUGGAGAAGUGCUUCAGACAUUCUGGAUGAUCUGGAGAGAAAAGUGCCAAAACAAGAGAACUGCUUCACACCACCUGGGCCGGUUCUGAAUCCAGAUUUUGAGUGGCUGAAGAAUGACAGAGAGGCUUAUAAGAUGGCCUGGCUGAGUCACAGGCAGCUCACACGCUCAUGUUUGGACUUAAGUCUGAGCCCAGGAUGGGCUCAAACCCAGGCAUCAAACUUCCAGAUCAUCUCCAAGAUCAGCCAUGCUGGAGGUACAGUUCAGUUACCGGACUCUGACAUCAGGAUCCAUAUACCAGAGGGCCAUGUUCCUCCUGGAGAAGUCCAGGAAGUUACACUAAAAGCAAUGCUAGACCCUCCUCCAGGACUCAAUAACAACUAUGUAACCACCAUGAGUCCACUUCUAGAGGUCGUCCUCAGCAACAUCAACAUAAAGAAGUGCAUCUCUCUGGAUAUUAAACUGUCUGGAGAGGUCAAGGAUGAUUCACUGAGUCAGGUGAUGACGACUGUGUCCGGGCUGGUGUCCAAUAAAAGAGACGGACCAUAUCUUAAGGUGAACGACUGUUUCAUUCACAAGAACAAGAUGCAGAUGAAGGUGCAGGACUUGAAGACACAUUUUUAUGUGAUUGCAGUGGCAGAGGCCUCUGCAAUCCAGGCCCCUGCUACAUCAGUUUGGGAUUACCUUGACCGUCAAAUCACAGUCGCAGUUUACGGUCCAAGGUACAUCCAUCCAUCAUUCAAGGUUGUCAUAGUGGUUUGCUGUCAUGAGGACGUUCCCCCCAAGCUUCCAUUUUCAGCUAUCAGUAAAGGGAAUAAAAACCUGCCUCCGCUCAUUCUGCAGCUUUGGGGAAAACACCGUUUUAAACCUGACAAACUGAACAACCUAAAUGUAGGAAUCAGCCUCGCAGACUCCAUGUUUAAAAUCCAACCUGAGGACGAACUGAAAGAAGUGAGGCAAAGUCAGCUCAAAAUAGGCACAGUUCUGCAUCUUCCAGUCGCAGUAGCAUUUUCUGGUAAUACAGAAAUGACUCCAUUCAAACUAGAUCUAGAUGUGAAGGAUUCCAGUGGGUCCACUGUGGCACAUUUCCCAGUGCCUUCCCCUCCUGCAGCACCCAGCAGAUCUGAAAAGCGAGUUCAUAAGCAGUCAGACAAGCGGAUUGAAUUGGCAAGAACUGCACCUAUUCCUGAGGAAAGUGGUCCAGAUUUACCCAAAUUUGCAGACAGACCUGUGAACCUACAGUGGUACGGUGUAGCUCUGAAGUCAGUUCUUCGUCAGCCUCGUGUAGAGUACCUUCUGGAGUACUUCAAGGGGGACACAGUGGCUCUCCUGUCCAGAGACACUGUUAGAUCUGUGGGUAACUCAAAAGUCAAGGAAUGGUACAUCGGAUUCCUCCGAGGCAGGACUGGUUUGGUGCACUGCAAAAACGUCAAGCUCAUAACCAGAGACCAAGUGAUAGACUUCACCGGGAUUCACAUCACCACAGAGGUCCUCUUGGACAACAUGACGCUGCCCUUCAAGAAGCUUACUUACAUGUACUCUGCCAUCGAGACACUGGUCACUGAACACAUUAGCAGCUGGAGAGGAUUUGCUGAUGCUCUAGGGUACAGAAAGUUGUCUUUGGACUCCAUAACACGGAGGUGUGCUGAGACUGAGGCUGAUAAAGUGGCCAGUGUACUGGAAAGGCUGAAGGAAGACUGCCACGCUGAAAGGACCAGGAAGUUCAUGCAUGAGCUCAUAGUGGGUCUUCUGAGGAUGGAUUCAGUGAAUCUGGCGGCCCAGCUGAUCCAGAACACCGUCAUUCUGUCCACUGCUGUGGAGCUGGGAGUGCGAUGGCGGGAACUUGCUGAUAAGAUGGGAAAACUGUCCAGUACUCAGAUAGCUGGCUACGAAGCACCGCACAGAGGGAAGACUGGAGAAGUUGGUUCCCAGUCGAUGUGGAAGCCCGCCUAUGACUUCCUGUACUCCUGGAGUCUGCGCUAUGGAGACAGUUACAGGAACAUGAUCCAGGAUCUGCACCUGUUCCUGGACAAAAUGAAAAACCCUGCCACCAGGCAAUGGAGGCAGCUGACCGGUGCCCUCAUCACAGUGAACUGUCUUGAUAUCUUUAGAAACUCUGCAUAUCCCAAUGCCUAAAACAUAAUGAAAAUACACUCUAGUGAGGACAGCAGUAUCCACGCACUAGAGUCACAGAGACAGAUGGGUUUUUUUCAUAGACUUCUACUAAAUGCUGGUUUAUACUUCUUAUGCUGUGAUCCCGGAAGUGCUGUGAAUGCAGGAAAUGCAUUGCCGGCAGUCAGUCAGCGUCCAUUCUACACGUAGUUACACUUUGGAGGAGGAGCUACAUGUGUUGGCUUCUGCAUAGGCACAGGAGCUGCAUAGGUUAUGCCGUUGAUCUGACACAGAAGUGUAAACCAGGCUUAAGAAGUGGGUGUAUAGAUCUUGAUAUUAAAUAGAAGCAAAUGUGGAUGUGCCUUGAAGAUGAGUUUUUUUUUCUUUGAAACAAUGGAGAGAUUGCACUGAUAGCUGAAAGAAAUCUAAUUGUAUGAUGCCAGGAGAAAAAUGACCUUACAUCUCAGUUUAGAUUCUUAGAUUUAUCUAACAAGUUUACGGCCUCUUAAAUCUUGCAACCCAUCAGCUGUGGGAGCAACACAAAGUUUUCGGAGGCUUUUGAUGUAGCCAAAAAGAAAAUUCAAGGCCAAGAUAUCCUUUAUUUUGUGCUGCUCAUUGUUAACAGUCCCUCUAGCAACUUGAGAGUGGAGUGGAAGUAAGCAGUCGACAUCUAUGACUGGGUUGUUAGCUGCACUUAAGAGAAAAUAUGAUUCUAUUAUGAUUAAUAUAAAGCCAGUUGGAUCCAGGAUUGUUUUGGAGCAGAUAUAUUUAGCUUGUUCUGCUCUCAUCACUGCUGAUAAGACUGCUUUCUUGCAUAAAACAAAAAAAAGAGAAAAUGUGUUACUGUUAAUAAUGUAGCAAGUUGCCAGAACUCUAGGCUUCAAAAUGGGAGUUUACAAACCCAUGGGUGACGUCAAAGUGGCUACAUCAAAUUGUUUUACUCAGUCAGGGGCUUGUUACACAGAAAUAAUGUUCCAAUGUUGUCAUUUGACUCUUGUGUUGUCUUUUAGUUUUGCCUGAUUUGAUUUAUACUCAUUUAUACACCAAGCACAAAAGACAAUUUAUUGAAAUUCACAAGGUACUUGCACUAAAAUUUUAGAUCUCACUUAGUGAAUGCAAAAUAUUUUGUCACAAAUUUUGAGAUGUGAAGGAUUGUUACUUCAUCUUUAGAAGUGUCCACAAUACUUUUUUAAUAUAGGAUGAAGUUUUGAAGUAAAAUGUAAUUUUGGUGCAUAAUUUACAGUCCAGUGUGGAAAAGCUGUUCUUUGGAUCAAUACUGUCAGCUGAUGUAUCAACGUUCGGAAACCUCUUUGGUCUUUUAGUAAUUUAGCCAAUAUAUUUACUGCACUACAAAUCUACAUUACAUUACACAGAGGUUUUCAAAUUGAUAUGUUAGUAUGUUUCUAAAACAACACUGCCUAAAUCCUCACUUCACUCCUUCAUGGGCCCUGUGAAAAUAUGUAUCAUUGGGACUUUGAGGUUUUAGUUUUCUGUCAGAUGUAGUGUGUGGCUAACAUGUCAUGGACAGGAAACCAAUAAAUGUGAACACUUGCUAACAAUGUCGAUGAUUGCAGUUCUGACAUUGAUCUUCAGUAAGGUUUGUAAGAAUGUUUUACCAAAGUGAACGUUUCUUGAUGCCAGUAAUGGAACCGCAGAGAUUCUACUGUAUAAGUGUCAUAAACUAUUGCUGUCUUAAAUAUUAUUGUAUUUGAUAUUUUUUUACUGUAUUGUAAUGUUUUAGAUAUAUACAAAGCAGAUUUUUUUAAAAAUAUUAUUCAAUGUAAGUAACCUAUUAAUUGUGUUGACAUUUGUUUGAUGUUUUUAUGGUCACAUUGAAAUCUCAUCAUUUAGAGUGGUGCCAUAUACAGUGUGCAAUGCCUUCAGGAGCUCAAAUGAUUGAUACAAUAUUUUUAAUGCUGAACCCAGAUGUGUUGCUGAAGACAUAAAGAAUAAAUUUAAACUGAAUAAAACUA
Molecule: messenger RNA, 4613 nt
Organism: Notolabrus celidotus (New Zealand spotty)
Lineage: Eukaryota; Metazoa; Chordata; Actinopteri; Labriformes; Labridae
Gene: macc1
Product: MET transcriptional regulator MACC1
Exons: 5
Coding region: 121-2664 (847 amino acids)
Cellular component (GO): cytoplasm
Molecular function (GO): protein binding
Source: RefSeq, a predicted model, not a curated record